This is a messenger RNA of Cannabis sativa, 528 nucleotides long. RefSeq lists its product as uncharacterized. The record is from RefSeq and is a predicted model, not a curated record. Gene Ontology annotation, molecular function: nucleic acid binding. Bases 1 to 528 code for a protein of 175 amino acids. Gene Ontology annotation, biological process: DNA integration. The transcript is spliced from 2 exons. NCBI's taxonomy places the organism in Eukaryota, Viridiplantae, Streptophyta, Magnoliopsida, Rosales, Cannabaceae.
AUGCAAGGGAACAAGCAAUUCGAGUGGACGGAGGAAUGUGAAAAAGCUUUCCAAGAACUAAAAGCACAACUUGCAAAACCUUCUGUACUCUCAAAGCCUCUAGACGGAGAAGAACUUGGAAUAUACUUAGCUGUCACGGAGCAUGCUUUCGACAGCCAAUCCUUCACUGACUUUUGUGUGAACCAUGGUAUCAUCAAAAGUUUCUCCCCAGUGGAACAUCCUCAAGCGAAUGGUCAAGUUGAAGCAGUCAACAAGACCUUGAAGGACACACUAAAGAAAAGACUAGAAGAUGCCAAAGGAAACUGGCCGGAGAAACUUCCUAAAGUACUAUGGUCAUAUCGAACAACUGAGAAAACGGCAACCGGAGAGACUCCAUUUGCUAUGGCAUAUGGAUACGAAGCUAUGCUGCCUGUAGAACUCAAGCCACCAUUCCACAGGAGAUCGACGUACAAUCAAGAUACCAAUCACGUACUCCAGGCCGAAUCACUUGAUAAAAAAUCGAAGAGAAGCGAACCACAGCAAACUUAA